AUGUCUGCUCUCCCUUUAAGAAGGAACUCAGUAGCCUGGUGCCCUUCUUUCAGAAGGAACUUUCAGGAUUGGGAAAUUCCUGACCUGGCUGAUCUACUUGAACUGCUCUCCCUUCAACCACUAAAUCUGCUCAAAGAAGACAGCUGGUACUGGACUUGGAGCACAGAUGGCCUCUUCUCUGUCAAGUCAUUUGCCACUCACCUGAUAAUGAGUGCUUCAGAAGACAUGCUUGCUUCCAGAAUCUGGAAACCAACCUCUCCCUCAAAAAUCAAUGCUCUGGUGUGGGCUGCAGAUCUAGACAGGUGUUUAACUAAAGCCCACCUAUGUAAGAGAGGGGUUCAUAUUCAGGAUCAGAGUUGUGUGUUAUGUGGUCAAGGAUUGGAAGAUAACAGUCACCUGUUUCUGCACUGCUCAAUAUCUGCUAGAAUUUGGAACCAUUUUCUUGGUUCGGUGGGUCUUGCUUGGUCAAUGCCAGCUUCGGUGAAGGAGAUGUUGUGGAGCUGGGGGUUACAGGGAUUGUCAAGGCUUGCUUCAGCUGUGUGGAUGUACAUUCCGGCUGCAGUCAUCAGUACCAUUUGGGCAGAAAGGAACAAAAGACUAUUUCAGAUUAUCUACAAGGAUCCGGAAGACCUGAUAUCUAUUUCUUUUGGAAAGUUGAUUUCUUGGGUCUCGGCUUCGAAGGGAAAUCAGGCUGCUCAGUUGGGGGCUAGGCUAAACUCUAGGAGCCUAUGGCAUCAGUAA
Messenger RNA from Nelumbo nucifera (sacred lotus), 741 nucleotides. RefSeq lists its product as uncharacterized. The record is from RefSeq and is a predicted model, not a curated record. NCBI's taxonomy places the organism in Eukaryota, Viridiplantae, Streptophyta, Magnoliopsida, Proteales, Nelumbonaceae.